AUGGAUGAUCAUGCUUUAGAUCCAACUUGUGUUUUGAAAGUGAAGAUCAAUUGUUGUAAGGUAUGCCCUGGAAAAUUGAAGAAGGGGUUAUUGAAAAUCAAUGGGGUUUAUUCGGUUUCGGUAGACACAGAAAAGAACUUGGUCUCUGUUAAAGGCAAGGUAGACCCUAGGAUGCUCAUUAAGACGAUAGCUAAAAUGGGAAAAAAUGCAGAACUUGAGUCCUACAACAAGGAGCCCAUGAAUGACAAUAACAAUGGCGAGGGACAUUUCGAGAACACACAAACUGGCCCAGACAAAUGUUCAGAUAAAGAAAAAUGUGCUGCCAAUGACAACGAUAAUGUUCGUCAUAGGAGAACAGACCUAGAUCAAGGUUGUUGUGUUCAUGAGGAUGCUUUUGUUGGUCAUAAGGUUGAAGAUUAUGUGCCACCCCCAAGAGAUAGAGAGUUUGAUGAUCAUAUAUGCAGGGAUCCUUAUUGCAGACUCCAUAGUAGAAGUCAUAUCAUUCGUGACCGGGUGCCUCCAAGGGACACUGCAGGGAUGUUUUGGCAUCACUCACACAAUAACAGCCAUGGCUAUGGUGGUCGGUAUCCCCAGAGAAGCCCAUGUUACCCGGGAUGGUUUAGGGAGGAACUGCAUUCAUAUGGUCAUUAUAAUACAAGGAUGCCACCACCUGCAUAUGGUUAUCAUCAGCCAAGGCCUAUGCCGGGGCCUGACAACUUCUCCCAUUUCUUCAGUGAUGAGAACACUAGAGGCUGCACUAUAAUGUGA
Ilex paraguariensis (yerba mate) is the source of this 768-nucleotide messenger RNA. The record is from the annotation of a GenBank genome assembly. NCBI's taxonomy places the organism in Eukaryota, Viridiplantae, Streptophyta, Magnoliopsida, Aquifoliales, Aquifoliaceae.